AUGAUGAUUAAUUACGCUAAUUCGCAAAAUCCCAAUCAAGCUCAAGAAGCUAGCGAUGGACCUAAUCCAAGCCAAAAUUCAAUUGAAGAUAAAACUCAGGAAACAAACGAAAACGAUAGCUAUGAUUAUACAGAUGAUAAUGGAAAAAAUAAAGGAGUUUGGUAUAAUGCACGAACAAAAUGUUGGUUAGCAUGUGUAAAGGGAAGUGGAAGGCAUCUUCGCGUAUUUUCAGUAAAAAAACAUGGAUAUAAAAAAGCAAAACGAUUAGCGGUUGAAUGUAAAAAUGCAACAUUUUACAAUUAUAAUAAUAAUUCAAUGCCAAACGGAGUAAAACAUGAAAACCGAAGUAAUUGUUAUAAUAGCAGUAAUAGUAAUGAAGAAAAUAAUAAUAAAAGUGAAGAUGGUAGAAAUAUAAGAGAGCAUGUAGAAAACUAUAAAAUGUCUAAUAGUGUAAAGUUUACAAAUAAUAAUUAUAACAAUAUGGAUGAAUAUAUAAAUACAAAAGAAAUGAAAUAUCCAAAAAAUAAAAAAAAUAAUAAUGGAGAUAUAUAUACACAUAUACCAUAUGAUGAUAAUACAAAUUUUUCAAAAAAUAACAUACUAAUGGAAAAUGAUAAUUUAAAUAUUAAUGAUGGUAUAUUAAAUAAAAAAAGAAGAUAUAAUACUAGACGGUGCAAUUAUAAAUAUGGAAAUGGUGUCGAGAAAAAUCAAGAAAAUGGAAAUAGUGAUAUUUUAGGAAAUAAUAUCAAUGCAAGUAUUAACAAUACUAAUGCAAAUAUAAAAUUUUUUAAAAAUAUGAAUGACCUUAAUAAUGAAGAAAACGAAGAAUAUAAUAAUAAUUUAUAUUCAAUUUUAAAAGGUGAUGGGAUAAGUAUUAAUACUAUGGAUGAUAAUAUGUAUAGAAAAUAUGAUAAAGUUUAUGAAAAUGGAUUAAAUAAUUGCCAAAUAGAAAAUCAAAAAAAAAAUAAUAAAAUAAAAGACAAAAUAAGUUGUUUAGUAAAAUCAAGCAAGUCCAGUUUUACUGCUACAACAGAUGAUCGAAAUAAUAAUAAUCAUAAUUUUACAGCCAAUUAUAAUAAUAUUAACAAUAUAAAUAUUAUGAACGGCAAUAAAAAUUUUAAUUUUUCUGCUAAUACUACAAAUAGUAAGCAUAACAACAUUCAAAGAAAUUAUAACAACAAUAUAGAUAAUCAUGUAUCUAACACAAAUAUUAUAGGUAAUAAUAAUUGUUUAAUUACUGAUAAAGAUUUUCAAAUUGAUUCCCCUGAACAAACAAAUGAAGAAAUGAUUUUUAUAAAAGGUGGUAAUUACGAUUAUAAUGAAAAUAUAAGAAAAAAAAAUAAGUAUAAUAAUGAAUGUGAAGGAACUUUUAUUUUUUCUCAUGAAUAUUAUUCAGAUUAUGGCAAUAAAAAUAAUGAAGAUGCUAAAACAAAUUUUAUAGAUUUAACUAGAGAGGCUUUAGCAUUAAUAUUGAAAGAUUUAAAAAAAAAUGUUAUUCCUAAAAUUCCUGUGGGAAUUGAAAAAAGAGAAAGAUAUUCAAAUUCACUUCGAUUAUGUUUAAAAAGUGCUAAAUUGACAAAACAUAUUAAUGAAUUAGAACCAUAUCUUGAAUUAUUUAGUGAAUGUAUUAAAAAUAAUAAGCUUCCAAGUCAUAUGAAUUUGAAUGCUCAGUUAUUUUAUUUAGACAAAUUAUAA
Molecule: messenger RNA, 1695 nt
Organism: Plasmodium berghei ANKA
Lineage: Eukaryota; Apicomplexa; Aconoidasida; Haemosporida; Plasmodiidae
Product: AP2 domain transcription factor AP2-O5, putative
Exons: 2
Coding region: 1-1695 (564 amino acids)
Biological process (GO): regulation of DNA-templated transcription
Molecular function (GO): DNA-binding transcription factor activity
Source: RefSeq, a predicted model, not a curated record